GUGGCGAGUGGGAAUCAGGACACACCGUGACAACAGAAGGGACCAGGUUUUACCAUUGGAUUUCCUGAAGUCCUGCUUCAUCCUCCAGACAUGGCUGCCAGCACUGCUGUUACAUCUCACCUGCCUCCAGUGAAGAGCGUGGUGGUGUAUAGGAAUGGGGACCCCUUCUACAGUGGACGAAGAUUUGUGGUCAACCAUCGUCAGGUGGCCUCUAUGGAGACUUUUCUGAAUGAAGUGACUCAGAGUAUUGGGGCUCCUCUUGCUGUCAGGACUCUGUACACCCCCAGGCAGGGCCACAGGGUCACAAACCUCCAGGAUCUUCGGACGGGAGCACAAUAUGUCGCUGCUGGCUUUGAGAGGUUCAAGAAACUAGAUUACUUGAAUGCAGGAGCAAGAAAGCAGCCUGCUACUAGAGAAGAAACCCAGGCAAAAGCAAUCCAGAGGCCAAAUGUUUCUGCCAAAUGGAGGAAGUUUAUACCGGUGCCCUGCAUUAUACAUGUUUUCCGUAAUGGAGACCUGCUGUGUCCACCAUUCCGGUUUAUCAUUCCUCGGAGCAUGCGACAGGACCUGGAGCAGAUCCUGAGCCUGAUCACAGAGAAGGUCAGCUUACGAACUGGAGCGGUGCGCAGGUUGUGCUCUUUGGAAGGAGUAACUGUGACCUUAGCUGGGGAGCUGGAGACUGGCAGCUGUUACGUUGCUGUGGGAACUGAAAGGUUCAAGAAACUUCCAUAUGUGGAGCUGUUGGUUUCAAAAGCCACAGAGAGAUAUUAUCCCGGGAAGAGGAGACUACUGAGGAGAACAGAAAACAGGAAAGCAGGAAGUGGACCAGAAGACCAAUACAGUGACUCAGCUCUCCUAGACUCCCCAGAGUCAGAUGGUCGCAGAGUGAAGUCGACUGGAGAUGAAGCUUCAGCUCCACAAGACUCGCAGCAAAUGAGGAGGAGCGGAGCAGAAGAGACCUCGGUGUUAUUUUCCAGGCCGGUCAAAGUCGGCAAGAACCAAAUGCAAACUAGACCACCGCUCAACAAUGGAUCUGCUCAGCCAAGCAUAUUCAAAAGGGCAGAACAGAAGAGAAGGGAGGAGGUACAAGGAGCAGAGGAGGUGCAGGAGGAUGAAAAUACAGCUACAGAGCUUCCUGUUGAUCAGAGAGCUGCAGAAAUAGUGGAAGAUGAAGACCUAAAUAACACAGAGGAUCCACUGCAAAACACUCGGGAGAAACAUGCAGAAAUUACAAAAAGUGAGCAGCCCAACAACAAAGAACACCAACACACCUGCAAUGGAAAGCAGGCACUACCAUCUGAUCAGGAACAGGAGUCCACAGCUAAAAUACUGGAGAAUGAGCUGAAGGAGAAGUCUUCAAAGUCAAGGCCUUCAUCAUCUCUCACAGAGGGAAAGAUCAGGGAGCAAUCGGAGGGACCACAGGACAACUCAUCAGUUACACCAGAAGAGAAGCAUCAUCAGGGGGAGGCCACGGUAUUGUAGCAGCUUUUCCGCCACUAAGUCAUUACUGCUUCCACGAUGCAGCUAUAGGAGCAUUUGGUUGAACUGGUAUUACUUUAACUGUGGUAACAAGCCAAAAAAAAAAAAAAAAAAAAAAAAACAAACAAAAAAACCACAUUAUUGUCUUCUAGAAAUUGUACGAGUUGGAAUGUGAAUACACUCACAAAAUCUGCCGACCCAACAACAUUAGGUGUUUACUGACAGUAAUAUUUUAGCAUAACUUCACGUGUUUAUCGUGUUUGAUGGGGAUUACUCUGAUGCCAACACUGUAUUGAUGUUCAAAGCUGCAAUUUAUUCCACAUGUGUAUAUAAGAAACCUUAUUUUAGGAAAGUUUUAGGCCUGUGUAGCCUCAUUUUGCUUAGAUUUGUAAUGAAGAAUAGAUGAAGAAUUGUGCUGCAAACAAAAACAAAACAAUUUAUUACUACAAUAUUAACAAAACCACAUCUGUACAGUGUAUUGUUUAAAUUAAAUAUUGUAAAAAUAAAAAUAUUCAUUAUA
Messenger RNA from Melanotaenia boesemani (Boeseman's rainbowfish), 1999 nucleotides. RefSeq names its product doublecortin domain containing 2B (gene dcdc2b). Bases 91 to 1482 code for a protein of 463 amino acids. Gene Ontology annotation, cellular component: microtubule organizing center; microtubule. Gene Ontology annotation, biological process: intracellular signal transduction. NCBI's taxonomy places the organism in Eukaryota, Metazoa, Chordata, Actinopteri, Atheriniformes, Melanotaeniidae. The record is from RefSeq and is a predicted model, not a curated record. The transcript is spliced from 15 exons.